UGACUUGUGUAUUUUGAAUGUAACCGGCUGAAAAAGACAACUGUCAUAGUAUAAUUUGUGCAUUUCCGUUUUUAAGGUGAUUACUUUUGCAUAGAAGCAAGAGAUAAAUAAUUCGCAAGAUGUACAUAAAGUCCAUGGUGUUGGACGGAUUUAAAUCAUAUGCAAAACGGAUUGAGAUCAAUGGGUUCGAUAAUGAGUUUAAUGCUAUCACUGGUUUCAAUGGUAGCGGCAAAUCCAAUAUUUUAGAUGCUAUUUGUUUUGUUUUGGGUAUUACGAAUCUGGGUCAGGUCCGUGCUACUUCACUGCAAGAUCUUGUAUAUAAAUCAGGACAAGCUGGUGUAAAGAAAGCCAGUGUCACUAUAACAUUUGAUAAUCGUGAUCGUAAUGCUUCACCAAUGGGAUACGAACAUUUUGAAGAAAUUACUGUCACAAGACAAGUUGUUAUCGGUGGCAAAAACCAAUAUAUGAUCAAUGGAUCUAAUGUUCCAUAUAAAAGAGUUCAAGAUAUGUUCUUCUCGGUUCAGCUUAAUGUGAAUAAUCCACACUUUUUAAUAAUGCAAGGAAGAAUCACAAAGGUUUUAAAUAUGAAACCUGUUGAAAUUUUGUCCAUGAUCGAGGAGGCUGCUGGUACCAGAAUGUAUGAGACCAAAAAGCAAGCUGCGAUUAAAACUAUUGAAAGAAAAGAUAUGAAAUUGAAGGAAUUCAAUGAUAUCAUGACUGAAGAGCUGGGUCCUAAGUUACAUAAAUUGAAAGAGCAGAGAUCACAAUACGUGGAGUUUCAAAGAAUAGAAAAAGAACUUGAACACUGUCGUAGAAUUUGUAUUGCUUGGAAGUAUUUAACAACUUUUGUAAACAGUGAGAAGGCUGAAAGUGUUCAAGCUUUGAAGGAUCAAUUAGAAACAAAGGAGAAGAGUAUAGAAGAUUUUAAGGAUGAGACCAAGACUAUCGAAGAGCAGUUGGUUGAAAUAACAAAACAAAGAGAUGCUGAAAAUGGAGCGAAGCUCGAAGUUCUUAAACGAGAACUGAAAGCAGCUGAAAAAAGGAAACACAAGUUGACAGCAGAAGCAAACAGUAACGAAGAGGCCAUAAAAGCCGAAGAAAAAAAUAUAGCGCAACUUAAGAAAAACAUCUCUGAAGAUGAGAACACCCUAAUCACGAAGGAAAAUGAAUUAAAUAAA
Molecule: messenger RNA, 1178 nt
Organism: Cephus cinctus (wheat stem sawfly)
Lineage: Eukaryota; Metazoa; Arthropoda; Insecta; Hymenoptera; Cephidae
Gene: SMC2
Product: structural maintenance of chromosomes protein 2-like
Exons: 4
Molecular function (GO): ATP hydrolysis activity; ATP binding
Source: RefSeq, a predicted model, not a curated record